This is a messenger RNA of Artibeus jamaicensis (Jamaican fruit-eating bat), 2826 nucleotides long. It is a transcript of the gene HTRA4, whose product is annotated as HtrA serine peptidase 4. Gene Ontology annotation, molecular function: protein binding; serine-type endopeptidase activity. Gene Ontology annotation, biological process: positive regulation of apoptotic process; proteolysis; programmed cell death. NCBI's taxonomy places the organism in Eukaryota, Metazoa, Chordata, Mammalia, Chiroptera, Phyllostomidae. Bases 29 to 1471 code for a protein of 480 amino acids. The transcript is spliced from 9 exons. The record is from RefSeq and is a predicted model, not a curated record. Gene Ontology annotation, cellular component: extracellular region.
GGGAGAGUGGGAGGAAGAAGGGAGCAGGAUGACUAGACCUUUGCUUCGACGAGCUGGGCUCGGACAAUUCCUCCUGCUGUGGCUGCUGCUGGCCCCGGAGCCCGUUCCCAGGGCGGAGGCUCAGAGGACGUGGCGCUCUCCGCUGUGCCCCGCGGUCUGCGAGCCAAUGCGCUGUCCCCCGCUGCCCACCUGCUCCGCGGGGACGGUGACGGACAGCUGCGGCUGCUGCCGCGUGUGCGCCGCGGCCGAGGGCGAGGUCUGCGGCGGGGCGCUCGGCCGGCCUUGUGCCCCGGGGCUGCAGUGCGGGGCUCCAUUCAGCCCCCAGCGCCUGGGUGGCACCCGGUUGGGCACCUGCGGCUGCCCGGCGACAGGGGCGGCUGUGUGCGGCAGCGACGGGCGCACCUACCCCAGCCUGUGCGCGCUCCGUGCUGAGAACCGCGCGGCGCGCCGCCGCGGGGCACUCCCGGCGCUGCCGGUGCAGAAGGGGGACUGUCGGGAUCCAGGAACCAGAAGCGCAGGCUGGCUCAGGAGCAAGUACAACUUCAUCGCAGAGGUGGUUGAGAAGGUGGCGCCAUCAGUGGUUCACUUGCUGCUGUUUCACAGGUCCCCUCUCAGCCGGGAGGACAUUCCUGCAUCCAGUGGCUCUGGGUUCAUAGUGUCUGAGGAUGGGCUCAUUGUUACCAACGCCCAUGUCCUCACCAACCGGCAGCGAAUCCAGGCGGAGCUCCAGAGCGGGGCCCAGUAUAAAGCCACUGUCAAGGACAUUGACCACAAACUGGAUCUCGCGCUGAUUAAGAUUGAGCCAAAUACUGACCUUCCUGUAUUGCUGCUGGGAAGGUCAUCUGAUCUGCGGGCUGGAGAGUUCGUGGUGGCCUUGGGCAGCCCGUUUUCUCUGCAGAACACAGUAACUGCAGGAAUUGUCAGCACAACACAGCGAGAGGGAAAAGAACUAGGGCUGAAGGAUUCAGACAUGGACUAUAUCCAGACCGAUGCCAUAAUUAAUCACGGGAAUUCUGGGGGCCCUCUGGUGAACUUGGAUGGUGAUGUGAUUGGCAUAAAUACACUGAAGGUGACCGCAGGGAUCUCCUUUGCAAUUCCCUCGGAUCGCAUUCGACAGUUCUUGGCUGAUUUCCAUGAGCGCCAGCUGAAAGGAAAGACUCUGUCGCAGAAGAAAUAUCUGGGUCUGCGAAUGCUGCCCCUCACUUUGAACCUUCUUCAGGAAAUGAAAAGGCAAGAUCCAAACUUCCCUGCUGUGAGUUCCGGGGUCUUUGUAUAUGAGGUGAUUCAAGGAACCGCUGCAGAAAGCUCUGGGCUGAGAGACCACGAUGUAAUUGUCAGCAUAAAUGGGCAUCCUGUUACCACCACGAACGACGUUGUUGAAGCUGUUAAGGACAAUGAUUCCCUUUCCGUCACAGUUCGUCGGGGAAGUCGUGCUUUGAUCCUGACAGUCACACCUGAAAUAAUCGAUUAAGUAUCUUGCUACAAAGAGAAAUUAUCUAACAAAACCAAGGCUGUAUUACCUGGUUUGUAUUGAAGACGUGCCAAAGAUGGCGAGCGGAUUUAGCAUCUCAUUCUUAUACAGGACAAUGAACGCUUAAACACAGAUACACGUUCAGGGACCAUCGGGUUGGGGCUGGUACUGCUGCUAAGAGGCCUUACUGAGCCAGUGGAAGAAUGUGGUGCCAGGAAGUCUGGGAAGCUGAUAACAUUUUAUUUAAAGAUAGGAACAGCGGAAAAACAGCCAGUUUCUAAUUUAACCUUGACAGAAAGACACUUAGUAUUUUAAAACUCUAUAGCCACAAACUGGAUAUCAUACACAUACACACACAGGUGGUGGUCCCACGAGGUAUCCAGACCUGCCUCCUAGGUCUGGCUGUUUGGGCUGAAGUCUGGGCAUCCCCUGCAGUGCCUGGCCCUCCCUGGGCAGGCAGGUGCCUCCUCUUCUAAAAGCAGUGCACUGCACACUGCAGGAGUCCCAGGGCCCUGUCCUCCUGUCCGCUCACCAGCCUGGAAGAAGCUGAGUCCUAACUGCAGGAACCAGCUGGGAAGCUGGAGACCUAAUUCUCCAAAGGAGAGGAGUUUCCAGAACUCUGCAGAGGGACCCUAGGUCCUCCCACAGUACACCUUGGCCACUGGGAUCCGUGCCCCACCACUCUAGCCUUGUCCCCGGCUGUCAUACUCCAGUCUUCAGAGCAGCUGGCCCCUGUUGAAAUAGGUGAUGGUAGGACGGACAGUGGGAGCCAGGUGCUCCUUCUCUUUUUGUCUUGCUGGACCCAGAGGGAGCCCAGGCAGUGGUGAGGUACCACCUUUCUGUAAAGCUCCGGGGAAGCAGGGGCGUGUCACCAGGCCCUGUCACGCCCAGGAGCUCAGCAUCCACAGUCACCCUCUUCCCCAGUCCCAGAGAGGGUCCCCAGUCAGAGCUGGAGUCAGGAAGCUGGAGAACACACACACACACAAACUGAUCUAUCUACCAAUUAUUAAAAAACAACCUGAAUCCAGCAGUGCAAAGGAAAGAACACUUUUUAUUAAUAUUCCCUUAUGCAAUCAGUUUCUCAGGUUGUAUCAUAUUUGGACAGGGUUUAUAGAUACAGAGGAUAAAUACCAUGUAUAAGUCAAAUUGAAACUGACAAUUGUGGAUUGUCACAGAAGUUAUUACUCUAGCAGUGGAAACAACUUCGAUCUCCAACAGCUUUUCUGACCGCAAGAAGGGCUUUUAUAAAAUAGAUACUUCAAUAAAUUAUAGCCCUGACUUUUUACCCAUGAUCUUCCUCCUGGCAACAUAAAUGAUUUGAGUCUGAAAGCUGCCCAAGUGUCUUUUUUUUUUUU